This is a messenger RNA of Callithrix jacchus (white-tufted-ear marmoset), 5101 nucleotides long. The record is from RefSeq and is a predicted model, not a curated record. NCBI's taxonomy places the organism in Eukaryota, Metazoa, Chordata, Mammalia, Primates, Cebidae.
GGCGACAAAUGCUGUGGUUCCUGUUACUCAGCAGCCUCACAAACACACCAACUCCUGCAAGAAGGGAUAUGAAUCUUGGAGCUCCUAGCUAUUCUGUUCCUGUUUCCAUCAGCCCCUUCCCUGAAAACUCAGAGGUACUCAGAAUGCCACGCUAAAAGCCAAAAUAAAAAGCAGGGGACAUCUCAUACAAGCUUUCCUGAGAAAUGAGAAUUUGCAGGGCUGAGGAUUCUGAAUCAUUAGUGAGCUCUAAUCAUGUGGCCAAUGAAAGUGUCUUGUUGCCAAGAUCAGCGAUGUCAAAUGAUCUUGGAAACAUCUCAAAUUUAAUGAGGACUUUCCAACAUUCCAGACUGCUGCCCUGCAAUGAAGCUCUGAGUCAUGGUCUGUGGGAAUAAGGUACUGGCAACAGUGUGAACCCCAGGACAACCAACCUCACUAACCUCCACUCUAAGCAGAAGCCCAAAGUGAGUCUGGCCUGAAAUCAGAGCAAGCACUGCAGAAAGGCAUCUUUGUUAAUGGAAAGAGGAAAGAAGAAAAGAAUUUCCAAUAAGUUACAACAAACUUUCCACCAUUCUAAAGAACCCACCUUCCUUCUCAACCAAGCUGGGCUUCUCUCUAAUGACUCUUAUUCUAGCCUUUCGCCAGAAACAGAGAGAGUUAAUCCUGGUGAAAAGAUAAAGAUAGACACUCAGAAAAAGAGACCUGGAACUGUGAUACUAUCAAAACCAUCAAGUAGAAUAAUUAUGUCAGAAAGCCAGCUUAGCCUCCCUGUGAUCCCUGCUCGCAGGCCUGGAUUGCGGGUAUGCUAUAUCUGUGGUCGAGAAUUUGGGUCCCAGUCAAUUGCCAUUCAUGAACCCCAGUGCUUACAGAAGUGGCAUAUCGAAAACGGCAAAUUGCCCAAGCACUUGAGGAGGCCAGAACCCUCCAAACCACAGUCUCUCGGUGGCAGUGGGUCCUCCAGUCUUCAGGCAACGAAUGAGGCUGCAUUUCAGAGUGCCCAGGCUCAGCUGCUGCCCUGUGAAUCCUGUGGCCACACAUUCUUGCCAGAUCGUCUUCUUGUUCAUCAGAGAAGCUGCAAGCCAAAGGGAGACGGUCCCAGAGCACCACACUCUAAUAGUUCUGAUCACCUUACUGGCCUCAGGAAAGCUCCUGGUGGAACCCCAGCCCGACCAAGGACCAUUAUCUGCUACAUUUGUGGUAGGGAAUUUGGCACCCUAUCCCUUCCUAUACAUGAGCCCAAAUGCCUGGAAAAGUGGAAAAUGGAAAAUGACCGGCUUCCCAUGGAGCUCCAGCGGCCACUCCCAAAGCCUCAACUCCUUCUGACUGUGCAGUCCAGCCACGUGCGACCAAGUCAAGCUCAGCUUGUGCCCUGCCCAAAUUGUAACCUAACCUUUGCCUCAGACUGCCUUCUGGUACACCAGAGAAGUUGUAAAACUCAACCUCAUGGGCCAAAAGAUCAGAAUUUGACCUUAUGGAGUAAAGGAGUCCUAAAAGAGUCCACCAAUUCCAAACAGCAAAGGAAUAUGGCAGGACCCAGUGUAACUGUUAAGAUCAUUCAGGCCACAUAAGCUGCAUUAGGUGAACCUGGUGGCGCCCUCUGCCUGUAAGGGAAUGAGAGAAAACUAUCCCCAGAAUCAGCCAUCUCAGCCUCUAGUAUUUUUUCUACUAAUGCCUUAUGUCAGCCUCAAUGCAGCCUGUUCAAGUUAACUCCCUGUUGGACUCCAGGGCCUUUAUCUCUCUUGGCUAAAUAGAUACAAGAACAUCCUUGCCUGAUGGGUUCAUAUUCCUCUUCAAUUCUGCUGUCUAAAAGAAGGAGAAACUAACUACUUUCUUCUCUGAUCCCUGAUACAAAUAAUCCCUGGGAGAGACUGUAAUUUGAAAAUGAGUCAUUAAUGCUGUGUCUAAAUUACAAAGAUAUAAUAUAAUUCCCUUCCAACAGCCAAUAUUUAUUGCUGGUUUAUUUUAGUCAUCUACCUUAGGAAUUCAUUUUUGGCAAUGCUGGGUUAUGCUGAGUUUAUCUUACUAAAAUAGAAUCUAUGUCAAAAACCCCAAAUGACUUUAGCAACAAUUAAACACUGAAGCACUCCCAAAAAUACACAUGCUCUGUAAAUACAGCAUAUUUGUUUCUUUUGACAUUUAUAUGGUUGUAGUAAGAAGGAAAUUAACCCCAGCGUAGGCACGGAAGCAACUAGGUUGUGUUCUGGGAGGUGCUUAGUUCCUGCUGCUUCUCUGUGUCUUGUGUUCAGGUUGAAUAUAGGGCCCUGACCCCCAACUUGGGCCAUUCUUAAUAAGCAUGACCCCAGGAAUCCCCAGCUUGCAUAGCAAAGAGUUUUCAGGGAUUUUUUCUAAAGUUUCACUGUAGACAAGGAUUGGAGAGAGAUGCUUACAAGAGUGGCUACCCACAAGAUAGGGCCUGGUCCAGGUUCUUUGUCCUGCCAUUAAACCAGAUGGUGGAUGUACUAUCUCGUGUCAGCCUUACAGCAUAUCAAAUCAUGAGGAACAAGAAGUGGCAAAAGUCUUUUUUCCAUGGCUUGCUACUUAAAAGCCCAGCCUGUAGGGAUAAUGGAUUCUUAAGAAAAUUAAGAUUAGGCUGGUGAGGUGCCUCACGCGUAUAAUUCCAGCACUUUAGGAGGGCAAGGCAGGUGAAUCACCUGAGAUCAGGAGUUCAAGAUCAGCCUGACCAAUAUAUCUCUACUAAAAAACAAAAAAAUUAGCUGGACAUGGUGGCGUGUGACUGUAGUCCCACCUACUCAGGAGGCUGAGACAGUGAGAAUUGCUGGAACCCAGGAGGUGAAGGUUGGAAUGAGCUGAGAUCACACCAUUGCACUCCAGCCUGGGCAACAGAGCAAGACUCUGUAAAAAAAAAAAAAAAAAAAGAAUAGAAAAAAAGAAAAGAAAACUUAGAUUACACAAGCUAUUGUAAAAGAUUAAACCAAAGGAAUUAGUUGGGGAGGGGCAUCCCUUAUUUCUAAUUUGAUUUUUCUUUCUUUUUUAUUUUAUUACUUUAAGGACUAUCUAGACCUUUUCUCCUAAAUUCCUUGUUUAAAAUAAAAUGAGUAUUGGUUUAGAAGAUUCCAAGACAAUGAUUCGAAAGCUGAAGAGUCACUCACAGCUGCUGGGCAAGUUUUCCGAUGAAUACUGAAGAAAAAACAGCUAGUUUCUUUGCCGAAUGAAAAACCAAACUCCUCAGUGUGGCAUGGUCUUCAAGCUGCUUUCGUAAACAUGACCUGUUUUUCCCACCUUCUGUCUGUUGCUUUUCUUCUAUAAUGUGUGGGGUCUGGAUUCAGAGAGUACAAGAAUCUGUGUCUCAGGGCCACAAAUCAGAAACUCUGUUCGCUUUCUGCCUUACAGCCCUGUUUCUUGAUUGUAUGCAUUUACUUCAAAUGUUCUCAUUACAGAUCUAGAGAUAGGGAAGCCUGUGGUCAGGAUUCUUGUGCUUGUUGUUGUUACACAUACUUUGUGCUCAAGAGUGGAGCCAACAGGCUGAGCACAGCAUGUUCUUACUCAGUCACGAUGGCUGAAAAUGGUUGGCUUGGGCCUCCAGCUUCCCGAGGAGACACCUUCCUGACUCACCCGGUUGUCUGGAGGGAAGAAUGUCAGGAGAGGCCAGCGAUGGCCCUUCAGUGACUAGACUCAUGGAUUUAGAUGAGAGUAGGGGGAGGCAAUCUAGAGGACAUGCCUAUAUCAGAGCACACCCAACCCUGCUCUCAGGCCUGAGAACACAUAUGUGAGUGGGAAACUGGCCCCGACCACUGUCAGAUGUGUGCUGGCCUGUUUGGGGACCACACAAGCUUCAGUAGAGGGUAUAGAGAGGUCAUCCAGCAUAGGGUCCAUUUGGCUGCCAGACAUAAAACAAGCUUGGGUUAGUUACAAAGGAGAAAACUCAGGCUGCCAGGGAACAUAAGAUCUUUCAAAGCAGUGGGCUUUAGCCCUUCCUUUGAGAAGACAUUUACCAUUUCAUAGUGCUUUCAGUAGAAAGCCUUUUCUCCACAGUGUAGAUUAAUUAUUAUUUGAUCCUGCCUAUAGAUGUUUUUUCUUUUUAUCAUUUAAAUUUUUAAUAGGGCUAUGAAUUACUCAUUUUCCAUAAAGAACAUAACUCUGAUGAUUAUUAGAUUUCAGAAUUCAAUCUGUCUGUGACAGCUGACUUUUGGCAGCCUGUGACACUCAUACAUUCCUUCUUACAAUUCAGAUGAUUUCUCUCCGGAAUGCUUGGUGUGAUCUCAGAUUAGAAUCAACUAUUUUGCCUUGCAUUCUCACAGGGUUCUAUCUUGUAAGGGAUUCAGGUGAGACAAAUAGUUUCAGAACCAUGAUUAUAGUACUUGGAAAACAACUCACUCCAGUGAUGCCACAGUCACUGUUUCAUUGGCAGAAAGAAUUGCCUUUCCCUCAGAAUGUUUCUCCAACAUAUAUUGGCUCAGGUCCCUCAUGACACAGAUGCUCCUGCCAUCCUUCUAUCAAAUCUAAACACAAACACUGAUUAGACAAGUCCUGCUCCAAUAUCUCAAUGGGCAUUUUGCAUUGCCUUCUAACCAAUAUAUUGGCUCGAACUGUCUCAUUGUUUCUCAUCCAAAGUGUAGGGCUGAACUCAUUCCUUGUGAUCUCACAGGAAAGUUGUGAAGGACACUAAACAGUAUUUAAGAGGAAUAAAACCUUCAGUGUGGAUUUUUAUUUAAAAGGUGAACAGUCCCGGGACAGUGUAUAUGUAUUUCAUGGUGUAAUGAGCAGUAUCACACUUCCUUUCUUUCCUCUAAAAGCCUGGAAGGGCAAUACCCAAUUUAGCAAAAAUGUAAAAGUAGUGUCAAUUCCAGAUGAAACUUUGAUUCAUUAUAUGGACCAAAUCAUAUGUUAACAUUUUAAAUUUUAAUAUCACAUAUUUAAUGAGAUUCUUUUAUGUCUAUUUUAGUAAAUGAUUUUCUAAGCUAUGCUGAAGAAUAUAAUAGAAGUAAUUAUUUCUUAUUUUAAUAUGAAUAAUUUUAAUAUUUGCAUUUAAUAGUUGAUAAAAUUUUGCCUGUUUUUAGAAGCUGAUUGUAACUCAUUCUUUAGCUUUAGGCUCUUUCAAGCCAACUGGAACAGAGCUAAUUAAAUAUAACUUAAGCCAAAAUGA